Molecule: messenger RNA, 1082 nt
Organism: Stylophora pistillata
Lineage: Eukaryota; Metazoa; Cnidaria; Anthozoa; Scleractinia; Pocilloporidae
Product: IST1 homolog
Biological process (GO): protein transport
Source: RefSeq, a predicted model, not a curated record
CAACUCUAAAAACAGAAACAUUACGUAUUGAACAUGGCCGAUUGAAAGCAUUUCAAAAUGGGGUUUAGCAAGCAGAAACUUAAGGUGAAUUUAAAGCUGGCCAUCAACCGACUCAAGCUUCUGGAAAAGAAAAAGACGGAAUUGACACAGAAAGCAAGGAAAGAAAUCGCUGAUUAUCUCAACAAUGGGAAAGACGACAGAGCGAGAAUUAGAGUGGAGCAUAUCAUUCGAGAAGACUAUUUAGUUGAAGCAAUGGAGAUGCUAGAAUUGUUCUGUGACCUUCUGUUGGCCAGAUUCGGUUUAAUUGAGACCCAACAAUUCUGUGAUGAAGGAAUGAUCGAGGCGGUCACAACUCUAAUCUGGGCAGCACCUCGGCUUCAGUCAGAUGUUCAGGAGCUACGAGUGAUCUCUGACCAGCUGGGACUGAAGUAUGGCAAAAAGUUUGGACAUGAAGCCACAAUCAAUGCCAAUAGCACAGUGAACCAAAGACUCAUCCUGAAACUAGAUCCUCGACCACCACCAAAGACGUUAGUGGAAAAUUAUUUGAUAGAGAUUGCUCGCAGUCAUGGUGUACAGUUUGAACCUGACCCAUCAGUGAUAGGAGAAGCUCAGUUACCUCCUGAUGACGACAUCAAGCCAAGGCCACCUGGCGGAGGAUGUUCUAGUGGUGGAGGAAGUCACAUUGGGUUUGAGGGCUAUGGAGGAAGCUUUGAUGGGCCCAGUAUUCCGCCAAUGUCAGGUGGUAACAUGGGAUAUGCGUACCCUCCACCAUCACAUGGAAAUGUUCCACCCUACCCCUCUGGUCCAGCAGAUGUACCACCCAGCUACCCCUCAGCAAAAAAGCUACCCCCCUACCCUGGGGGCCCUCUGAACAACCACAAUGCUGGUCCCCCACCACCAGCUCCUCACCAGCCUCCUGCUCCCAGUGCACCACGCCCUUCAUCAGGCCCCAGUUUCCCAGACCUUCCUGCAGUACCAACAGAUUUACCAAACUUACCUGACAAUAUCCCAGGGGGAAACAGUGCAGGCGGUGAAGAUGUAGACUUUGAUGAUCUUACCAGAAGAUUCGAAGAUCUUAAGAA